UCAGGGAUCGGGGCUCAGGGGCUCUCCCCAGGGUGGGCACCUGCCAAGCGACUCCCAACAACGAUGUCCUUCUCUGGCACCAAUCUCAAGCUGGAGCGGCUAGAAGAGCAGCAGUUGGAGGGCCCCGCCUACCAGCUAAGCCAACCUAGGGGCUGCGGUGACAUGGCGGGCCCUUACCCUGACAGUGAUCUCAUUUCCCAAUGGCUGCGCAGGAGUGUGAAGGCCAAGCUGGCAGAGGCCUGUGACUCAGGCGAGUCUUCCCAGGGAGACAGGGAGGUCCCAGCGAAGAGGGGUCUUGAUCCAGAAGGUGCCAAGGACUUUGCCUGGGCCAAGCGGGCCCGGGUAGAGAACAUUGUGUGCAGCAUCAGCAGCUCGUACCGUGAUGGGAGCCUGGAAGAAGGGGGCACCGGGUACGGCCGCUCCCGCCGGGCCCAGGAGCGGAGCCAGCUCAAGCAGCAGCUGGAGAAGAUGCGUGAGCAAGUGUUCCAGCUGCAGGAGAAACUGUGCCAGAUCUACAGCGGGGUGGCUAGAGAGGAAGGAAGCAAUGUGGGAGCAGCCUGGUCCCAGGAGCCAGGCAGAGUUGGAGCCAGCACCCGGCGUCCUGGGGGAGGGAGUAGGCACCCUGGCACCCUGGCUGAAGCCCUGAAGGAGGAGCUUGGGGCAGCCAUGACCCAGGUGGUGGACACAGUCGUGCAGGUGUUUUCCCGCCAGCAACCCCCACCGGAGGAGCCACCCUGCAGUUACCCAAGUGACCAGACAGAGGCACUGCCCCUGGUGGUGAGGAAGAGCCUGCCCCAUGCCUGCCCUGAGCUGGUGGCCGGCACCUUCCCCCAGCCCAUGGCUGUGUCUCCAUACCUGUCGGCCUUCAAGGACAGAGCAGCGGGAGAGGCCUACUGGGAGGGUGUGAGCCUGCGCACCAAGCUGUCCUCCCGCCACCUGCUGCAGCCGCACUGUGCCCUCUUCCAGCUGGCAGGGCCGACUGACCACCAGCUCCCCAAGAGCCAGGCCACAGAGACGCACCAUGGCCUGGAGCCAACCCUCUACAAGCCCUCAAUAUCCUUUAGUAGCCAGCCAGGAAACAGGGAGGGCCUCACCCCUGUGCACUUGAAGAAGGCCAAGCUGAUGUUCUUCUACACUCGCUAUCCCAGCUCCGGGACGCUCAAGACCUAUUUCUCCGAUGUCAAGUUCAAUCGCUGCAUCACAUCCCAGCUCAUCAAGUGGUUCAGCAACUUCCGGGAGUUCUUCUACAUCCAGAUGGAGAAGUUCUCACGCCAGGCAUUGAGCGAUGGGGUGCUCAGCGCUGAGACGCUGACUGUCACCCGGGACUCGGAGCUGGCACGUGUCCUCAACCAGCACUACAACAAAGCCAAUGACUACGAGAUCCCCAGCAAGUUCCUGGAGGUCUCCCAGAUCACCCUGCGUGAGUUCUUUAAUGCCAUCUCCCAGGGCUGUGAUGCUGACCCCUCCUGGAAGAAAUCCAUCUACAAGGUUAUCUGCAAACUGGAGUGCGACAUCCCCGAUGCCUUCAAAUCCCCCCACGGCCUGCCGGACACUGUGCAUGAGUGACUGGGGGAGGGGUGCUCCAGAGUUGAGGUCCUUGGCGGGGGUCAGGGGAGGAGGGCUCUGGUAAUUUAUUUC
Molecule: messenger RNA, 1638 nt
Organism: Gopherus evgoodei (Goodes thornscrub tortoise)
Lineage: Eukaryota; Metazoa; Chordata; Testudines; Testudinidae
Product: prospero homeobox protein 1-like
Exons: 5
Coding region: 64-1566 (500 amino acids)
Biological process (GO): regulation of transcription by RNA polymerase II
Cellular component (GO): nucleus
Molecular function (GO): RNA polymerase II cis-regulatory region sequence-specific DNA binding; DNA-binding transcription factor activity, RNA polymerase II-specific
Source: RefSeq, a predicted model, not a curated record